AUGCUCAAGUCCUGGUUAGUCACAGCAAUCGUACCCAGUAUCGUCAUCGCCUUCGCUUCUGGCGAGAAGGAUGCGCUUGAUGUGAAAGCCCAGGCAAUUGUGGACGGAUUCUCCGUAGCUGAGGUAUUGGGGCAGAUGACGCAACUCGAUCUCAGUACCAUCAUGAACAUGGCCACUGGUGAGCUUAACGAGACCGCAGUGCGCACUUUUGCGAGGAUGAACGUUGGGUCGUAUCUCAAUACAUUUUGGGGUGACCAGCCUGUCGACGGAGAUUACGGCUACAGUGCCACUGAGUUUCGAUCUCUUAUCCAUCGUAUUCAAGAAAUCACAAUGGAAGAGAAUGGAGGCAAUCCCAUACUAUAUGGCAUUGACUCCAUCCACGGUGCGAGUUACGUGACAGGAGCCAUGCUGUUCCCGCAGCAAAUCAACUGCGGUGCGAGCUUCAACCCCGACCUUGUUUACGAGAUGGCCCGCAUUACUGCUCGGGACACUGAGGCUGCAGGUAUCCCUUGGAUUUUUGGUCCAAUCCUCGACAUCUCGCAGAACUCGUUAUGGGCUCGUACCUACGAGACGUUCGGUGAAGACCCGUACCUUUGUUCAGUGAUGGGAGAAUCUUACAUCCUUGGACUUCAGAGCUCUAAUCAAACCGCCGCUUGCAUUAAGCACUUUAUCGGGUACUCUGAGACGUCCACUGGUCACGACCGCGACAGUGUUCUGAUCUCGAAAUUUGACUUACUUAACAACUUUUUACCGCCAUUCAAAGCCGCGAUCGAGGCCGGAGCAUUGACGACAAUGGAGAACUACGUUUCCCUAAACGGUGAUCCGGUGAUUGCUAGCUCGAAAAUUCUGAACGACCUCCUCCGGUCGGACCUCGAAUUCAACGGAGUGCUUGUUUCUGACUGGAACGAAAUUUAUAACUUGCACGAUUUCCACCGCGUUUCGGCUACGCGAGAAGAGGCUGUAGCUACCUCUUUGACGCAAACGUCGAUUGAUAUUAGCAUGGUGCCGCUGGACACGGAAUUUAUUAAAUACGGUCUGAAUAUGCUCAAGGAGAACCCUGAACAAGAGGCUCGGCUGCGCGAGUCCGCCAAACGCGUCAUCAGACUGAAGCUCCAACUUGGCCUCUACGACAAUCCAGUGCCGGGCGAAGACUACGUGUCGAUGGUUGGCAAUACUAAGGACAAGGAGACCGCGCUGGAGAUAGCACGCGAAUCCAUUGUGCUGCUCAAAAAUGAAAAUGGCGUGUUGCCCCUACCUAAAAGUGCAUCAGUGUUCCUCACGGGUCACUCUUCCGACAACGUAGGGUACCAGUGCGGUGGUUGGACAUUGACGUGGCAGGGCCAUUCGGGUAAUGCAAUGUUUCCACACGGCGUCUCAGUCCGCCAAGGUCUGGAGAAUUUGGUCGGCAACAAUUCAUUUACACACUACAACGGGCUUCUAGUCAAUGGAUCUAUCUUGGAUGUAGACCUGGCCAAGUCCGUUGAACUUGCCGGUCAGCACGAAUAUACUGUCGCAGUUAUCGGAGAACCCAACUACACGGAGAAGCCUGGAGACAUUGACAACCUUGCGUUGCCCGAGGGUCAGGAGAAAUUUAUCGAAGCUUUGGCAGCUACGGGAACCAAGGUUAUUGUGGUACUGUUUGAAGGCCGUCCACGACUGCUUGGGUCGAUUCCAGACAAUGCCGCUGCUAUUAUUAAUGGCAUGCUACCAUGUGAACAAGGCGGCCAGGCUAUCGCAGAGAUCCUGUACGGAGACGUAAAUCCCAGCGGUAAACUACCGAUCACGUAUCCAAAGGACCCGGCCAACGUUGCCAUUCCGUACAACCAUCUUGUCACGACGCGCUGCGCGUAUGACAACUGCUGGAUGCAAUGGGACUUUGGUGCGGGUCUCAGUUACACAGAGUUUCAGUACACCUCCGUUACGCUGGACAAGACAACCAUCACCAACGCGGACGACACGCUUACCGCCACAGUCACGGUCACAAACACUGGCUCGCGCUCUGGCAAGGAGACGGUCAUGUUGUUCCUCAUUCAGCCAUUUCGCAAGAUCUCGGUGCCAGAGAUAAAGAUGCUGAAGAAGUUUAAAAAGAUCGAGCUACAAGCUGGCGAGUCCAUGGACGUAUCGUUCUCGCUAUCGGCGGAGGAUUGGGGCGUCUACAAGCCAGAGAUUGGAAGUGGUUUAAAGCGGGUUGUAGAAGACAGCAACUAUGUCGUGGCCAUCAAACCUGACACGUGGUGCGACGUUUACGGCGACAUUACGAACCCUCUCUGCGCCCUAUUUACUAUCGAUAUAAGCAGCGAUGCCGGCAUCUUGAACGCUGACACUCGAAAGUAUUAG
This is a messenger RNA of Peronospora belbahrii, 2337 nucleotides long. The record is from the annotation of a GenBank genome assembly. NCBI's taxonomy places the organism in Eukaryota, Oomycota, Peronosporomycetes, Peronosporales, Peronosporaceae.